AUGCCGGACAUUCUAAUUGGUUUUCCCGAUGAAGAAGUCGCUCCUACACCCCCAACGGCAUUUGACAAUUUCAUUGGUGGACAGCCAGCAAGUUUGGCAGCGCCCGAGAGUUUCCCCUCGGCUACGCCAGAAUGUCCCAACUGUGAUGGCCCCACAUCUUUUGUUAUGCAGCUUUACUGUCCUGUCAAUGCUAAUGACCGCGUUCUCUACUUUUUCUCCUGUCCUCGAAAGGACUGUCAGGUAACCGGUUGUUGUUGGCGAGUGUUCCGGCUUUCAUCCAAACUCCCAGAAUCUCUAACACCCCUACAAGAAGAUCUUGGAGUUGUUGUGACUAAUUGCGAAUGGAAGUUGGAUGAAGAUGACGGAGAAAAUGACAGUGAUGUCUGGUUUGAUCCGUCUUUGACGGUUAAUACGAGGAGAACUGAAACUUCACAUGCAAUCACCCACCUAAUAAGUCCCUUUAAGUGUCACUACAUCCAAGUUUAUGAUGAAACGGAUAAGGACCAGUCGGAAAAGUCACAAAACUCCGACCUUUCCGAUUGGGUUCUUGAUUAUCAUGCGGAAGCAGAAUUUGUGGAGGAGGACGAGAGUGUAGAAUAUGGUAAUGGGAACGAUGUCACCUUUACGUCACAGUACCAGCUACAUUUGGCCACUCGUGACCCCAGGUACGGCUGCGAACCUGUCCGCUACGCCUGGGUCGGUCAACCGAUAUUCACUACCGCUGCGCCCUGUGAUGAGUGGGCACCCCAUCUAAAGUGUCCCAGGUGUGGUGGUCGCCGCGUCUUUGAGGUUCAGCUGUUUUCUACCCUCAACAACUACCUUUCCAAUGUGAAAGAGAAGGGUGCUAGCCCCGGUGUGGCCUUUGAUCCCAUCUGGCCUCUCCAAUUCUCAACCCUCAUCGUCUUCUCCUGUCUGGCUGACUGCCCAUCUGAGGAGUGGGUAGAGGAGUGCGCACUUGUACAAACUGAGCGCGGAGAGAGUGUCUUCAGUAGUGGAAAUUGA
Molecule: messenger RNA, 1002 nt
Organism: Echinococcus granulosus
Lineage: Eukaryota; Metazoa; Platyhelminthes; Cestoda; Cyclophyllidea; Taeniidae
Product: Programmed cell death protein 2-like protein
Exons: 2
Coding region: 1-1002 (333 amino acids)
Cellular component (GO): cytoplasm
Source: RefSeq, a predicted model, not a curated record